Messenger RNA from Centropristis striata (black sea bass), 6500 nucleotides. RefSeq names its product protein TANC1-like. Bases 1 to 5682 code for a protein of 1893 amino acids. Gene Ontology annotation, molecular function: protein binding. The record is from RefSeq and is a predicted model, not a curated record. Lineage: Eukaryota; Metazoa; Chordata; Actinopteri; Perciformes; Serranidae. The transcript has 28 exons.
AUGUUCAGAGCUGUGUUUGGAAACAAGAGAGAUGGAGGAAAACGAGGGGGGAAAAAGAAGCAGAGCAACCAGGGUGUUGAGGUGUUCACACACAGCACUCUGCAGCGGGGAGGUGGAGGGCGUCCGGACCGAGACAGCAGGAACGCUGCCAGCCCGGUGAAACGGGGCAGACUGACCAAGGGGGCUUCCAUCUCUCUACCGUCCUCCCCUCUUCUCCCCCGCGAGGCCGACAUAGCUCCCUCUCAGUCCUGCAUCAAGUUCACAGUUCUCCUCUCUGCUGUGGCCGAAGGACGGGUGAGGAAGCUGGAGUAUGUGGAUGACUCUCCCAGCGCGAGAGAACCUCUUGUCUUCGCCUCGUGCCGUGGCCAGGCAGACCACAGAGACCUCCACGUGGAGCCCCAGCCGGGCUCCUCCCUUUCUACCCAGGAACUGAUGACCAGACUAUGCUUCUUAUUGGGAGAAGCAACGCCUGGCACUGCUAGCUCUCCUAUGGAGGACAGGAGGGAAAAGAAGUGUGAUUCGUCUGCCCAGGGGGGGAGUCCCAGCUCCACGCUCACCUGCAGCACCGCCUCCCCCUGCUCAGAGAGCCCCUCCUCCACCCUCAGCACCAGCGCUGGAGGCCAGUCUUUACCUUUACCUUCACCCAAGUGCAGCUCCAGCACCAGCCCCAGUGGAACCCUCUCCAACACCGUCCCCAGUCCUGCUCCUAGUCCUGCUCCUGGACCCAGCACCUGGAGCAGCCCUGGGCCUCCUCCUCACAGCCCCACCUCCACUCUGGGGAGCAAGGAUAGUGGAAUCAUAGCAACCAUCACUAGCUCGUCUGAGAAUGAGGAGCGCAGCGCCGGCAGUGAGGUCCUGACUAAGGAGGACGGCCCGGGGGGCGGUGCUGGGGUAAUGGGCCAUGCAAGCGAGGACCGCCAUCCCGGGCCAACCAGGGACAAUCUGACCACCCAACCAGAUGAGGCCUUACCUAGAAGUGACAUCACGGAGCAGAGGACUCCACCAGCGCCCAAGAGACCCCUCCCACAGCACCACAUACACACCACCUCCUCCCUCGCCAUGCCCCGGCCAAACUCUGUGGCAGCAACCAGCUCCACUCGACUGGAAGAUCUGAGUUUUCUGGACAACCAAAGAGCUGCUGGACACAGGAGCUCUGUCCGCAAACACAACACCGCUGGACGCACAAAUGAUGACUCCAAAGGGAGGCUGGUGCCAUUCAAACAAGCUGACAUCAUGCUGAAACCGCUGCUGUUUGAAGUCCCCGGGGUCAACGCAGAAACACCUUUCGUGGGCCGUGAUUGGCUCUUCACGCGCCUGGAGGAGGUCCUGAAGAAGACGAGCAGCUGUGAGGGACGCGGUGCUGUCAUUGUGGGGAACGCAGGAUCUGGCAAGACCGCCAUCAUCUGGCGGCUGGUGACGCUCAGCUGUCACGGCAUGCGCACGCCACAGGGAGGUCCCAGCAUCCCUCACAGUCCCAGCUCCUCCCCCAAAUGUGGGGAUAAACAGGGAAGAGCUGCCUCCAAACAGCCAGCUGACUCCCAGCCCAGCCAGAGUGCUGCUGCUGCAGGAACCAGCGAUAGUACAACACAGAGGAAGGAGGCUGUCAGAUGCCUCGCUGCCAAGGUGGUAGCCUACCACUUCUGUCAGGCUGACAACACCUACACCUGCCUGGUCCCAGAGUUUGUGCACAGCGUCGCCGCCCUGUUGGCCCGAGCGCCGCAGCUGGGCCCGUACAGGGAGCUGCUGGUCCAAGAGCCUCACAUCCAGAACACUCUCAGCCUGCGAUCCUGCGUCCAGGACCCCAUCGCUGCCUUCAGGAAGGGCGUGCUGGAGCCCAUCGCCAGCCUGCGCAAGGAGCGCAGGCUUCCUGAAGAGGACUACAUCAUCGUGGUUGACAGUCUCAACGAGGCAGAAUUCCAUAAACCAGACUAUGGGGACACAAUCGCCACUUUCAUUACCAAAAUAAUCUCCAAAUUUCCGCUCUGGCUGAAGUUGGUGGUCACAGUCAGGACAGGCCUGGUGGACAUCACGACCCUCCUUCCCUUCUCUGGCAUCUCUCUGGACAUCCUGCCAGACAGCAGCGACCUGGGAGCCGACCUGAGUGACUACAUCCAUCACCGGGUGAACAGCAGCACGCAGGUCGCCACCAAUGUCACCACGCCAACAGGCUCCGCCCCCGAUCAGCUGCUCUUGAGCAAGUUCAGCAGCCACCUGUCGACACGGAGCCACGGCUCCAUCCUCUACCUGCAGCUGACCCUGGACCUGUUCCACAAGGGCCACCUGGCUCUGAAGGGAGGAAACUACCUGGUGGUGCCCGUCUCCCUGUCAGAGGUGUACCUGCUGAUGUGUCGUGUCAGCUUCCCGGAUAAAGAGGCCUUUGAGCGGGUACUUCCGGUGCUAAAUGUGGCGCUGGCGUCUCUGCACCCACUGACUGAUGAACAAAUGUUCAGGGCGCUGAAUGCAGGCAGUGUGAGGGGGGAGCUGGAGUGGAAGGACUUCCAUCUGAGAUUAGACAGCCUGGCUGGAUUCAUGGUGAGGCGGCGGGACGGCACACGGAUGCUGUGUCACCCCUCCUUCAGAGAGUGGCUGGUCUGGAGAGCAGAUGGAGAGAGCAGUGACUUUCUCUGUGACCCUAGGAGUGGCCACGCUCUGCUGGCCUUCAUGUUCUCCAGACAGGAGGGCAAGCUGAACCGGCAGCAGACGAUGGAACUGGGACACCACAUCCUCAAGGCCCACAUUUUCAAGGGUCUGAGCAAGAAGACGGGCGUGUCCUCCAGCGUUCUUCAGGCCAUGUGGGUGAACUGCAGCACAGACAGUCUGUCGGCUGCUCUGGCCUCCCUGAGGAACCUUUAUACUCCUAACAUCAAGGUGAGCCGUCUGCUGAUGCUAGGGGGCGCUAGUGUCUCCUGGUGUACUGAGGUGGUAGGACAUGCUCCCAUCCUGGCCGUCCAUGCCCACCUGGGCCACAUGGAGAUGGUGGCUCUGCUUCUUGAAAAUGGCGCUCCGGUAGAUGGAACCACUGACAGCGGCAUGACGGCGCUCUGCCUGGCUGUCGCUGCAGGACACAGCGACAUAGUCAGCCUGCUCUGCAAGAAAGGGGCCAAGGUGGGCCAUGCUGAUAAGAGUAGCCAGUGUGCGCUGGUCCAUGCGGGACUGAAGGGCCAUGCUGAAAUCAUCAACAUCUUGCUGGGCCAGGAUUGGCCAGCAGAGAUCCCCACUGACCCCCAGCAGCACCACACCAAUGAGACUGUGAGCGGGAAAACACAGGCAGCACAGCAGGCGGCUACAGCUGCAGCUAGCAUGGGACACACACAGGUGGUGAAGAGCUUGCUGGACUUGAAAGACGAACAGCUGGCAGUGCAGAUGGACGCUCACGACUCUCUCUGGGGAGAAACGGUGCUGAGUGCGGCAGCAGGAAGAGGGAGGAUGGAGGUGUGUGUGCUGCUGGUGGAGCGCGGGGCGGAGCUGGAGAUCGCCAACCGGCGGGGCAUGGCGCCGCUGCUCAGCACCAGCAAACAUGGACACACUCAGAUUGUAGAGUUGCUGCUGAAGCAGAACGCAGACAUCAGCGUCACUGAGAAGCAGGGCCGGACUCCUCUGAUGCUGGCGGCCUCUGAGGGCCACGGGGCCACUGUUGAGCUCCUGCUGUCUAAAGGUGCCUCUCUGACCUCCACGGACCAGGAGGGGCUGACGGCCCUCAGCUGGGCCUGUCUGAAGGGUCAGAGAGCAGUGGUGCAGCUCUUAGCAGAGGCCGGAGCAGACCUGAACCACCCAGACCGGCAGGGACGGACUCCUCUAGACCUGGCUGCCCUCACUGGGGACGCAGAAACAGUGCAUUACCUGGUGGAGCGUGGGGCGGUGCUGGAGCGAGCCGACAGCAGCAGCAGAGGGUCGGAGCGCUCCGCUGGCUGCCUGAACCCGGCCCUGGUGGCCUCGCUGCUGAAGAAAGGAUCCAAGACGGGCUACAAAACGGCUCCACAUGAUCGAUCAGGUCACGCUACCUGGGCCAUGGCUUCCUCCAAGCCAGACAUUCUGCUCAUCCUGCUGCAGAAGCUGAUGGAGGAAGGGAACAUGCUUUACAAGAAGGGACGCAUGAAGGAGGCCGGCCAGCGGUACCAGUACGCGCUGAGGAAGCUUCCUCGUGAGGGCCAAGGAGAGGAGCUGAAGGGCCUCAAAGACCUGCGGGUCUCCCUCUACCUAAACCUGUCCCGCUGCCGCAGGAAAACCAACGAUUUCGGGAUAGCGGAGGAGUUUGCCACCAAAGCCCUGGAGCUGAAGCCCAGGUCUUAUGAAGCGUAUUAUGCCAGAGCACGUGCCAAGAGGAGUAGCAGGCAGUUUGCUGCAGCGCUGGCAGACCUCCACGAAGCAGCACGACUCUCCCCGUCCAACCGGGAGAUCCGGCGCCUGCUGGUCCGGGUAGAGGAGGAAUGCAAACAUCAUCAGAAGGCAUCCAGUAACAACAUGACACAGGGUUACAACAGGGAGCCUCACACCCACCACCACGCCGCCGCAGAGGACGAGGCAGACGCCUAUUCACAGGGAAGUCUGGAGAGACCGGUCCCCACAGAGACCGCUGACGCAGACAAGGAGGAAGACAAGGAGGAAGGUGAAGAGGCAGGUCUGCAGUGUGGGAAAAGUCCUGAAUUCUGGCCUCUGAAUCCGUACGCUCCCAACAGGACGCUCCCUGGAGGCGUGGCCUUCGCUUUAGCAGAUCAGUCGCCAUGUUUCCCUCAGGAGGAAUACGUGCCCAACCAGCUGUUUGUGGACUUGCCCGAGCCGGUUCCUGCCCUCAACAGGCAGAACCAGGGCCUCAGCAGGACUCACCACCACUGCCACUCCCUCCAGUCGGGGGGCCGAGUGGGGGGCCGGCCCCUCUCUCUGUGCGGCCCCUCCAGCCCGUUGCCAGGGAGACACAUGUCCACCUCGCUGAGGCCGGCGCCGCUGCUCGGGAUGGACAUGGGCCACGGGUUAGUGAACGAACACUCUGGACUCAGCCCCACGGAGCUCUACCACCCCAUGUCCCCCAACAGCUCCUCCCCCCCCGGGCCCCUCCACAUGUACCAGCCCCGCUCCUCCAGCUUCUCCAGGGGCUCCGACAGACUCUCCACCCACUCCGUGGCCCUGGAGGGCCUGGCUCUGGCUCUGGGCUCUGGGAUGGAGGUGAGGAGGGAGGGUGGAGGAGGAGGAACAGCCGGCUCACGGGGCUCCAGCUCCAGCCAGGCGUCCAGUGGGAACCUGUCCGAUGGCGGCAGGCAGCAGGUGCCCGAUGUUCCUUGUCCAAUCAAGAGCAGCGGCAGCUUCAAGACCAAACCGGAGCUCAAGCCGCGGCCCUUCAUGGGAGUCAUGGACAAAUCAGUGCGGGUCCAGGGCCAGCAGAGCUCCGGGCUGGGCCGCCCGGGGCAGGGAGGCCUGGAGAGCUUCAGCAUGUCCGUGAUGGAGUUUCAAGGGUUGAACAGUGAGUUCAAGCACGCUUCGUUCCAGGAGCAGCUCUCUGGAGGUCCGGCCACCAGCCAGCAGCAGGGCCGGGACUUUGGAGAGCGGCUCCACCAGCGAGAGGCCCGAGGCUCCCAGCUCCGCUUCCCCGACGGACGGCACCGCCAGGCCAGCCUAACCAGAGACAACCCAGCCCUGCACAUGGCUCCCAUCAAACCCAAGCGCUCCUUUAUAGAGUCCAAUGUGUGAACAUGCUUAUCAAAGCACAGAUGCAGGCUGCUUUAACAAACUCUGUCCACAUAAGGUAGCAAGGAGCAGCUCUGAGGAGAUCCUUCCCUGAGCCUGGUUAGAGUUCUGCUGCUGCUGCAUUUACAAUCUAGAACCAGUGUUCAACUCAGGCUACGACGCUUUUGCUUACAUGUCUACAGCUACACUAGUUAUUCAAGAAAACCAGACAUACCUUAAGUAGGGAUUUAAAAAAAAUAAGUAGUAUAUUGUCUCAACUUUUAAUUUCUUAUAACAAACAUAGAAGUCAGAGAAAGCUUUGUGCACGAAUAUUAAAAAAACCUCAUGCUAUUAGUUGCAGGAUAUGACCAUUUCUAUUGUCAAGUGUCUUUUAAAAAACAUUUAUAUUUGUACGGUGUACACUAUAUUUGCAGAUUAUAUAUUUCCCUGUAAGUGGUUAUCUGUCAGCAUUACAGGCUUCAAAAGAAAUUACUUUGUGUGCUUGAGAUUCUUUUUCUUGGUACAUUUGAUAAAAAAAGGAGCUGUACAUGACAUUGUUGGAAACUUCUUGUCAUAAUCUAAAUAAUGAAUUAACUGCUUCAAUAUUUACAGUAUAUGUUAUUUAUUUUUGCAUAGCAGAGAACAUAUUCAUAUGAAGUGUUUAUUGGUUUAUUGGACAGAGAGAGAGCAUUUAGACGAGCAACAGACAGAUAGAAACUCUUAAGAGACUUUGUACAUUGCUGUAUGUCCAUAGUUGUCAUAUUCCCUUUUCAGAGUCAUACUAUGGAUUACAGAAUGUUGCCACAUUAUUGUUGUGGUAUAAUAAAAUAUUCAUGAAGGAU